This is a messenger RNA of Alligator sinensis (Chinese alligator), 2662 nucleotides long. RefSeq names its product acidic leucine-rich nuclear phosphoprotein 32 family member B. Gene Ontology annotation, biological process: regulation of apoptotic process. Gene Ontology annotation, molecular function: histone binding. The record is from RefSeq and is a predicted model, not a curated record. The coding region runs from base 87 to 734 and encodes 215 amino acids. The transcript has 6 exons. Gene Ontology annotation, cellular component: nucleus. NCBI's taxonomy places the organism in Eukaryota, Metazoa, Chordata, Crocodylia, Alligatoridae.
AGGAGCUGGUGCUGGAUAAUUGCCGUUCUGACGAUGGGAAGAUCGUCGGCCUUUCCUCCGACUUCGAGAACCUGGAGUUCCUUAGCAUGAUCAACAUCAACCUGCUGUCGGUCUCCAACCUCCCCAAGCUCAACAAACUUCGCAAGCUGGAGCUGAGUGAUAACCGGAUCUCCGGAGGCCUGGAAGUGCUAGCAGAGAGGACCCCUAAUCUGACGCACUUGAACUUGAGCGGCAACAAGAUCAAGGACAUCAACACCCUGGAGCCACUGAAAAAAUUGCCGAACCUGCGUAGCCUGGACCUCUUCAACUGCGAAGUGACAAUGCUGAUCAACUAUCGGGAGAGCGUGUUUGCCCUUCUGCCCCAGCUCACCUACUUGGAUGGGUUUGAUGUGGAUGACCAGGAGGCCCCUGACUCGGACCCUGAAGCAGAUGGUGACGGGCUGGAUGAUGAGUAUGAGGAGAACGGCGAUGAAGGUGAGGAAGAUGACGACGAGGAGGAAGAUGAAUUGGAUGAAGAAGUGAUUGAUGAUGAAGAGGAGGAUGACGAUGACUUGGAUGCUGAAGAGGAGGAGGAUGGUGUAGACGAUGAGGAGGAAGAGGAUGAUGAGGAUGGGGAGGAUGAAGAGGAGGAUGAAGGUGAUGAGGAGCUUCCGCAGGGAGAGAAGAGAAAACGAGAGCUAGAGGAUGAGGGAGAGGAAGAUCUGGAAGAUGAAGACGACGAGGAGGACGACUGAUAAUCCUAGCGAGCCAAUCAGUUUUACGGACUAUGACUGUGUGCUUGUCCUAACCUCCCUGUUGUAUCCACGUGAGACUGUAAAUCCCCGUCUCCCAGCCCCUCCCCUCUGUCUGACUGCAGCAUCCACAAUAUAUUUUUUUAAGACGUAGAAUACCCUAGGCAUUCAGGGGAAUCCUUCCAUACAAGCUCACUUUCUCACAAACAUCUCACGACCAAAGGCUUCCUCCGUUCUGUGGUUUGUGCUGCAUUUUGCAAAAGAACAAAACAAAAUCCUCCUAGAGCAUCUUUUUGUCUGAAAUUGGCCUCACCACCUGGGACCCAGAGCUCCAGCAGCCCCUCUCCACCCCACGUCCCCACAAGGAGAUGCAAGUUGCCCCCCCCCCCAAUGCACACACUCCAAAGGAGAUGCCAGCCUCCCAAAGCAGUGCGUGCAAUCUGCUUAUCCAGACGGACUCUGAAAGCAAAGCCACCUGAGGUAUUGUCCCAUCAGGAACAGCAAUGGUGGUGGGACCUCUGGAGAUGCUGGAAGAUUGUCAGCGCUGUGGGGUGCAAGGCGCUUGGGUCUCUAGGAGGAACAGGCUCCUUGCUGGGUCUCAUACCUUGGAGGCUGCACCUUGCAGCAGUCCUGCCACUUGCUUUCUCUGCUUCCUAGUUUGUUUUAUAAACUGGAAUUUUGUGACCUGUUAGCCACAUCAUAACUUGUGGCUGUCAGCAAAGUAGUUCUGCCUGGCUGCUGUGAAGGUCUUGCUGUGGUGAGGCUUCCCUAUCCCCAGCCCAACCUAUACAUCUAGGAAGGGGCAGAAAGCAGCUGGCCAGGGGAUGCUGCAUUACCACCACCACACUCCAUUUUUCACUCCGCCAUUAUCACUGUGACACCUAACUCGGUGAUCUCUGCAGACCGUGUUAGCCUAAAUAUUCUCAGGGUCCUUCUGCUAGCCAGUAACAGCUCUUGAUGAUAGGCUCAGUUGCUAGCCUGGCGUAUGCAUCCCCCCCUCUUUCCUUUCCAGAGUGCAGAGAAGUGCAUUGGGAACUCCAGCUGUUCCCCGUCUCCACUGUUUCAUGCACUACUAGACCUCGGGCUAUGCUGCAACAUUUUCACCAGGUGCCUCCUCCCUCUCCCCUGCUCAGAGCAGUAGAACCGAUGCCUCUCCAGUCAGUAUUUUGGGGUCCUUUUUAUGUAUUUUUUUUUUUUUAAUUAUUAUUUUAGAGCAAGGAGUGGGUGGGACCUAACCAGAUGGAGCUACCCAGCAUGGCAUUUCUGACUCCUUGGUUUCCAUUCCUCCUCGUCGGGGUGUUCGUUUGCUACUGGACUCUGUCCUAGUCUUGUGGCAUCAUGGCACUGCAGUCGUUGGCUUAUUUGGUGCCCAGUGAUAUCUGCUCAGACAGGUUAGUGAUAGGGGAGUUGGGUCAUCCUGAAGGCAGAUGCAUUGGCACUUAGCAGGGUGCUUGGCCGCUAUGGGCAAAUACCUAUCGGUGCCCUGCAGCUGACUGCAGCUUGUCGCCCCUUCCUGAGGCAGUUCUCGUGGAGGAGUUGAAUACCACAGCCCCCGUAGAUCUCUGCUCUGUCGCCUGGUGUGGCUUUGCCCUUGUCUCUUGCAUUGUACAGUAGCUAUAACCAUUCAAAGAGAAACUCCUCCUGUAAAAUGCAAACUGAAUAACUUAUAAAUGUUAAUGGAUUUUUUUCGUUAAAUGAAAUCAGAGCAGCAGUUGGUAUUUUUUAAUUUCCCUACUUUUUUUUUUUUUUUUUUUUUUUUUUUAAAGCAAAUCGUAAGGAUUUUAUAUUAGCCUAAUCGCCAUCAGGUUUUGAUUGGUCAGAAUAGCCCCAGAAAUGAGACUCUCCAGCCUUCUUUUUGUAAAAUUUUUUUUUUUUUUUUGGGUUACAAAAUUUGGAGAAAAAGUUUUAAUAAAGAUGUCGGUUUUUACAAA